AAAAAAUUGUUAGAUAGAUAAGUUAAAUUUUUCAUGAAUUGCUUAUCAUGACGAACGAGGAUAACGUAUGGCGUGAACUGGCGAGCAUUCCUGCCGAUCCUCCCAAGACAAGGGACAAAUGUCAACAAUGCAGGAGACCUGUGCAAGUAUGCUGGUGCCUGGGCUUACCAAAGCAACGUCUCAAUCCAGCGUCGAGGAUAAUAAUUUUACAACAUCCAGCAGAAGCAAAGCGAUGUCUGCGAACAGUGCCGAUGCUUGCAUUGGCAUUAGAAUCAGGAAAGUGCCUAAUUUUUAGGGGAAAAAAGUUUCCACUGCCUAAGCAUGAAGGCCUGGCAGAGAUACUGAAUGACAAGAAUACUAUUUUACUAUAUCCGUCGCCUGGCGCUGUCGGCUUGGAUACAUUGGAUCCAGUCGGGAUUAAUGAACAAAAAGGAUAUAACUUGGUUCUACUGGAUGGAACAUGGCCGCAAGCAAAGGCGAUAUAUCACUCGAGUCCAGCUCUGUACUUUCUACGGGCUUGCAAGCUGAUCGGCGUGCCUACCAGCGAAUAUGUAAUCAGGACACAGCCGACAGAAGGCUGUCUCUCGACACUUGAGACAGGUGCAAGCGCGCUCUCGAUUCUGGAAGGCGAUCCUAAUCUGAGAGAGAAGAUGUUGGGUCCACUGCAUUAUUUAUGUAGGUUUCAAAUAGAAAAUGGCGCAGUAACGCACCAGAGCAAGGAGUUUCUUGUCAAACAAAAAGCUUAUCCCAAAUUAAUUGGCAAAAGACUCGCCAAGCAAUUACGUAUAUUACCAGAUAAUACCUCAUAACAUUAAGAUAUAUUUACAAGUUUGUUAGAUAAACAAUAAAUACCUUUCAUGAACUCUAUAUCAAGUAUAUUGUGACGUCCAAAUGAAAAAAAAAAAAACACUGCGUUAUGUAUUAACACAAAUUUUAAUAAUAAAUUUUCUAUUUAUUUAUG
Monomorium pharaonis (pharaoh ant) is the source of this 961-nucleotide messenger RNA. It is a transcript of the gene Dtwd2, whose product is annotated as tRNA-uridine aminocarboxypropyltransferase 2. Bases 48 to 809 code for a protein of 253 amino acids. The transcript has 5 exons. NCBI's taxonomy places the organism in Eukaryota, Metazoa, Arthropoda, Insecta, Hymenoptera, Formicidae. The record is from RefSeq and is a predicted model, not a curated record.